GAGAGCACUGGGGGGAGUGACGUCACUUUCCUAAACCGGGCAACAGCCGUUGAGUUGAGUCCCGAGCGACAGACAGGCAGGAGUCCGUCCGGGAAACAACUUUUUUAAUGUAUGCGGGCCGAGCCGGGCCAGUGUGUGUUAAGUGUAUGUAUGUUGUGUGUGUGUAGCGACCGGGCUGUUUUUUUUCCUCUCCUUUAUGCAUCCUCCUGCUCGACUGAGCUUAACAACGGCUCGCUGUUUUCUCACCGGCUCGGUAACUAAUCUGUUUUUGGCUCAAAAAGGCGGUUGUGUGUCUCAGUUUCUUUCUUUUUUUUUUUUUUUUAUAUAUGUGUCCAGCCCUCUUGCGACUCCCAGCACCAAGAACCGGCCUUGACGGAGUGAUUGAGUGAGUGACUGUAUGGACCGGACUGAACAUGAAGAGCCUCAAAGCCAAGUUUAGAAAAACUGAUGUCAAUGAGUGGAACAAAAAUGACGAGCGCCUGCUUGCUGCAGUGGAGCAUGGCGAGGUGGAGAAGGUGGCAUCGCUUCUGGCCAAGAAAGGUGCCAGUGCUGUAAAGCUGGACAGCGAGGGAAAGUCAGCUCUUCAUGUGGCAGCUGCACGUGGUCAGACAGUCUGUCUAUCCAUCAUCCUGGCCCAUGGAGCUGACCUGACAAUCACUGAUGCUGCAGGUUUCAAUCCGUUACACCUGGCAGCCAAAAACAAUCACAUCGAGUGCUGUAAAAAGCUCAUUCAGAGUAAAUGCCCCAUCGAUGCUGUAGACAGCUCAGGAAAGGCUGCUCUGCAUCAUGCUGCAUCCAGUGGGAACAUCCAGACCGUCCAACUUCUGUGUGAACUCAAAAGUCCCAUCAACCUGAAAGAUGCAGAUGGGCUUACCCCCUUGCUGUUGUCAGCCAAACAUGCUCAUGCUGAAGUAUGCAGCACUUUGCUGGACUGCGGUGCUGAAAUCAACACUUCUGACAACAGUGGCAGGACAGCCUUAAUGCUGGCCAGUGAGUCCAACGCUGUGUCCGUUGUUGAAGUCUUGGUUCAGAGAGGAGCACAUAUGUCAGCUGUAGAUUCGCAAGGCCACGAUGUCUUACACUACGCCAAGUUGUCGGGAAACACUGAGGUCAAAACUGCCCUAACUGCUGCCCUGAGCAGACAACAGGUCCCAGAUGCAAAGUCUCCUAGAAGUCCUCAGCAUGAUCAAGUAGCUAAGCUAAGUGAUGAACGGAUCACAACUCCCAAAAAACGAAAAGCACCUCCACCUCCUAUUAGCCCACUGCAGAGCUCUGGACCCUCUUCUCCCUCAGCUGUUACCUCCACUGGGACCCCUGCAUCCAACAAAAGUGAAACUCCCAGAAGAUUCAACUACAAGGAGGAUGAGGUUAGAGGAACGGCACUGAGAGAGGAGGUCGAGAAGCUCCAUGAGGAGAGAAACAUGUUGCUUGAGACAAUCGAAGACCUGAAGCAGACAGUGGAGCAGACGGUGACUUUCCCUGAGGUGGAGACAAAGGUCGAGCACAGUUUUCCAGCGUCUGCAGCUCUGGUUUCUGCACUGCAAACCAAGAUUACUGCUCUUACUUUGGAGAACCAGCAACUUGCAAGCAAACUCAAGAAACAUCCGUCCUUCCAAGGAAGUGAGGACCUGAAGGAGACCAGUCGUCCAAGCAGCAUGGCCUCCAACUCUUCCUUCCACUCCACCCAAGAUGAGUUUGAAUCAGUGCCACAAGUCCCCUCCACCACCCAGGUGGAAAGGGAAGACGGUUCAGGUGGUGUUUUUGUGAAACGGGUGGAAGAAGAGACUGAAGGAGCGAGCAAAGAGGAGAUCGGACUGUUGAGACAGGCGCUAGAGAACGUUCAGAUGAAACUACUAGAAACCAGGAAGGAAAACCGCUCGCUUCAGGCCCAGAUGAAACCCGAGCAAAGCAGAGAAAGAGGGGAGUAUGAAACCAUGAGGGAGAAAGGAAGAGAGGAAGAGCUGAUGGAGAGUCUAGCAGAGCUUCAGGCGAAGCUGACGGACACUCAGGAGAGAUACCACCAAGCUGUGGAGGAGGUGGAGGAGCUGAGAACGCAGGUGGGAAGGGGAGGAGGUGAGCCGAUGGAGAAACAGGAGGUCCAGAGAUGUUUGUCAUCCACAGUUGAACAUGAAGUGAAACAGCUGAAGGCCCAGCUCGUCCAAUCGGGAUGUGAGCAAGAGAAAGCUGCUCAACGAAUCAGACAGCUGGAGGAGGUGCUGAGGAGGGCAGAGGAGGAAAGACGGAGUGUAAUGGAGAAAGAACAGAGGACAGCGCAGAUUGAGGAGCUGUUCAAGGAAGCACAGGAGGAGAUUAGGAUGCUCCAGGAGGCUCUGAGAGGUACAGUGCCAGUCGAAGCUGCAGCCAAAGACUUUGAAGAAAUGAAGGCCGAGCUCAACGAGGUAAUUGCUGGGCUGCAGCGCCGCUUGCUGGAACUCUCACACUCCUACAGUGAAACUAAGAAUCAGUUGAGUGUUGCACAGAAACAUCUGGCCGAGGCCCGAGCUGAGAGCAGUGCAGCCUCAUCUCCCUCCUCAGAACAACAACAGCAGCAACAACAGGUCCAGGUGCUAAACAGCAAGGUGGAGGAGCUGCAGACGUUGUUAGCUGAGACAGAGAAGAAUUACUCUGGAGCUCAAGAGGAGAUUUCACGGCUGAAGCGGGAGGCAGAAGCUCAGGCACAGAGCUCUGUGGCCCUUGCUGACCACACACAAGUGAUGUCAUCUCUGGGAAAUGCCAUCAAAGAGCUGGAAAGCCAGUCAGAGGCCCUGAAAGAACAGUUACACCAGAAAACCAUGCAGGUGGAGGCUCUUCAGAACAGGCUGACGGCAGAGAAAGAUGUCACCCCGGAUGAUUCAGUCUCCCGUGUGGAGCACGAGACCGCGCGAGAGCAACUGGAGGGCGAGGUGAACCACCUGACGCAGCUCCUCCAGGGGGCCCUCAGGAAGCAGGAUGAGAUGGCUCUGGAGGCUGCUGAUGCAUGGCAGAAGGCGCGGGAGAAUCGUGCAGAGCGGGAGGCCCUGCAGGAGCUGGUGAUGUCGAGGGAGAAGGAGAACCAGAUGCUGACCUCCAGGUUGGCCGAGUCCCAGGAUGCUGUGUGUCAGCUCAAACAGCUGGUGGAGAAUCACGUUGCCUCAGAGAGAGAGAAAAACAAGAAGAUAGAUGACCUGUCACGGGAGGUGGGGAAGCUGAAGGACGCCUUAAACAGCCUAUCACAGCUCUCCUACACCUCUGGUUCUCCCUCCAAGAGACUGCAGCAAAAUCAGCAACUAGAGACAAUGCAGCAACAAAUCAAACAACUACAGUACCAGCUAGCUGAGUCAAAGAAGCAGCAUAAUGAGAUUGUGUCCGUCUACAGGAUGCACCUCCUCUAUGCUGUCCAGGGUCAGAUGGACGAGGACGUUCAGAAAGCCUUGAAGCAGAUCCUGAUGAUGUGCAAGAUGCCAAGCCAAGCCAAGGAGACCUGCUGAGAGACACUGGGCCUGGUUUCCCAAAAGCAUGUUGUGAACAAAACUGAAGCGUUGCCGUCAGCCGUAUCCACCACCGCAUGUCCUCCAGUCAGAAUUCACAUAUUGCUUGUACUGCUUACAAGCAAGGAACCAACACACCGUGCCUCUGGAUAAACCUUGAGUAUUGUUAAUGAUGAAUAGGUUUACAAUCAUAUAUUCAUUGCCUUCGCUAAUGUUACUUUGACCAACUGCAAUCUAAAGGUCAUCAGUGUUACACUGUUUUUGGGAAACCCCAGCCCGGCAUUCAGAUACUGUACAUCAGCCAACUGACCACUCAAACGAGUGUGUGAACCAGGUGGUUAUCUUCUGUGUACCAGCCAAACCUAUAAUCUCAAUAGAUGCACAUUAACACUACACGUUCAAUGUGCAGUAACUUUAAAUCACACGCAGUUGGACACGGUCCAAUGAAAACAGGUUGAUGUGGUUUGUUCCUGUUACAAUGUGCGCUUAGAAAAAUAAAAGCCUCAGUUAGCGCUGCUGUUAAUAGUAUCUAUUUUAUGAUACAACAGUGUUUUUACUUGUUCAAUGUUUCAUGGUUGUCAACAUUUUUCUGAUACAAUCUAAAUUAUUUGUGCCCUCUUAACAAUGCAUGUGACUUUGCUCAACGCCAGCCCAAAAAUCACAUAGAAAUGGGGUUGUUUUGUUUUUUUUGGCCGCACUUCUACGAAGAAAAUGCAUGAUACUGUUUGUAUUGCUAUUUUCCUAUUAGCACAAAAAUUAUAAAAAUGUAUUUUACUGAACUGUAUUAUCAUGUCAUGUUUUCUAAGUUACUGUAUGUUAAUGAAGAGGUUUGAUAGUUGUAUUUUUGAUGGCCUUGUUUUGUGUCUGUUUUGUGUGAAUGAGAUGCUUUUUCCUUGAGUAUAACAACGCACUAUUUGGUCUAGUGACACCUGAAUUAGUUUAUUUCCCUGUCAUUAUUCAUGUUUUACAUAUAACAGGUUGAAUAUAAUUGUUUACUGUCAUAAAAAAAAACUACAUUUAAUUUCAAAUGUCAAACAGUGUGGUCUCAAUAUUCUUGUCUUUUGGAUUCAGAGGAUACUUAGGGGGUAAGAUUUUUAUUUCUUGCAUUUCCCUUCCUCUUGUCUCCAUUUAUGUUCUUACUUGAAAAGCAUGCAAAAUGUGUUGGCUGAAAGCAAAUGGUUGAGUUUUGUAACUAGAGUUCUGUCUGCUGUCACGUGCCUGUAAUCAGACUUUCAACUGAGCAUGACAGUCAAUAUCAGUAAUACUCUCUAUUGUCAUAGAUGCCAAUUUCACCAGGCUUCCUUCUACCAUUUUAUUAAUUUAUUUCAGUUACCAGAAAAGGUUUUCUGUUCGCAAUGCUCCUAUCUCUUUCACUUUGUCUUUGUAGGUACGGAUAUACACUGUACGGUGUUUGAGAAUACAUUUCAAAUGCAUUUCUUUGACCGCGUCCUCUAGAGACUUCUGAACUGUUUUCCCAUCACACUCCUUUGCCUUAGUACUGUAAUUAGAGCCAUAUGCUGUUGGAUAUCCCCUUUCUUCUGAACAGUGUUAGAGAUUAUUGUGAAUACACCCAACACUAACCUUGUUUAAUUGAAGUCAGAUUAAAUGAAUUUGUAUCUGACUGACAGAAGCUUGUUCUCACUCAGGAACUUUUUUACUGAACACAUACACCUGACUGAGAUUUGUUCGACCCUGAGUAGAGCUCUUGCUUUAUUUCAUAGGUUGUAGAAUAUCAUAAACAACCUCUUUUUUUCUCUGUAGGCCUUGACUGAAAUGUUUUGUAACAAGAAAGGGAAAAGAAAAACAACUUUCUUGCAGGUUGUUUCUUUACUAACAGUUUUGUAGUGACAUGAAAAAAAAUGCUUGUUUGCCAACUGCUUUUUGCCCACUUUAAUAAAUUUUCAAGAUACUGUA
Dicentrarchus labrax (European seabass) is the source of this 5381-nucleotide messenger RNA. RefSeq names its product retinoic acid induced 14 (gene rai14). The record is from RefSeq and is a predicted model, not a curated record. Bases 414 to 3467 code for a protein of 1017 amino acids. NCBI's taxonomy places the organism in Eukaryota, Metazoa, Chordata, Actinopteri, Moronidae. The transcript is spliced from 21 exons. Gene Ontology annotation, molecular function: actin binding.